AUGAGAUGGCCAACCGAGUGUACCUUAUCGUCACUGGCUCGACACUACCGAAACCUCCUAAGGGCAUGUGCUCGACACAACGCCGUCGAGGUUGGCGAGAAGCUCCACGCCACCAUUAUCACCACCGGCCUCUUGAGCUUGCCUAACUCAUUUCUCCGCAACGCAGUAUUCCAUAUGUAUGGAUCAUUUGGCCGCUCGCGGUUAGCGUGCAACUUGUUCGACGAAAUUCCCCACUCGGACAAAGACACCGUGGAUUGGACCGUUUUAAUGGGUUGCUAUGCUCAGACAGGACUAUUCCUCCAUGCUUUCCAUUUAUUCAUUGAUAUGCGAAAAGAGGGUACUCAAAUCGACGAAGUCACGAUGGUUUGUGUGCUUAACGUUUGUGCAAAAUUGAGUGAUGAUGUUUUUGGGGUUCAGGGGCAAGUCUGUUUAAUCAAAUUGGGUUUAGGUUUUGGUGUUAAGGUGUGUAAUGCUGUUAUGAACAUGUAUGUGAAGUGUGGAUUAAUAGCAGAAGCGAGAAAAGUGUUCGAUGAGAUGCAAGAAAGAAGUGUUGUUUCAUGGACUGUACUAUUAGAGGGUGUGAUAAGAUAUGAAAGUUUGGAGCAUGGGAGGUUGUUGUUUGAUGAAAUGCCUGAGAGAAAUGAGGUUGCUUGGACUAUAAUGACUGUGGGUUAUGUUGGGGGUGGGUUUACAAGAGAAGCUUUUGACCUUCUCGGUAAAAUGGUAUUUGGUUUUGGGUAUGGGUUAAAUUAUGUUACACUUUGUUCGUUGUUAUCAGCUUGUACACUGUCGGGGGAUGUGGUGAUGGGUAGGUGGGUGCAUUCGUAUGCUUGGAAAACGAUGGAGAAUGAUAUGGAUAUCAUGGUGAUUACGGCUCUGAUUGACAUGUAUGCAAAAUGCGGUAGGGUGGAUACUGCAUUUCAAGUUUUUAACACAAUCCCUCGAAGGAAUGUUGUCGCAUGGAAUGCUAUGCUAAGUGGGCUAGCAAUGCAUGGACGAGGUAAUGUUGUAUUGGAUAUCUUCCCCCAACUGGUUACAGAGGUCAAGCCAGAUGAUAUGUCAUUUACAGCUGUGUUAAGUGCUUGUAGUCACUCAGGUCUCAUCGAUCAGGGUCGCCACUUUUUCUAUAACCUUGAAGCUUUAUAUGGCAUAAGACCUUCAAUGGAACACUAUGCUUGCGUGGUAGAUCUUUUGGGUAGGGCUGGACAUUUGGAAGAAGCAGAGAUAAUAAUAAGGGAAAUGCCAAUUCCUCCAAAUGAGGUUGUGUUGGGGUCACUUUUGGGUUCCUGCAGUGUGCAUGGUAGGCUCCAACUAGGAGAACUCCUUAUGCAAGAGUUGAUUCGGAUGUAUCCCCUUAAUACCGAAUAUCAUAUCUUGCUUUCUAACAUGUACGCUUUGGAAGGAAAGCAGGACAAAGCUAAUUCUCUCCGUCAGGUUUUAAAAAAAAGGGGUACUAGAAAGGUGCCGGGAAUGAGUUCUAUUCAUCUCGGUGGUCAGGUUCAUCGGUUCAGCGCAGGGGACAAGUCGCACCCACAAACCCAAAAUAUAUAUUUAAUGCUGGAUGAGAUGAUUCGAAGACUAAGACUGGCUGGUUAUGUCCCCAACCUUACCUCUCAAAUCUUUUCUGGUCGUGAUGGUGGUGAGGGGAAUGCGGAAGAGUGGGAGGAGAAGGAGCAGGCACUUUUUACUCAUAGCGAGAAGUUGGCAGUUUGUUUUGGGCUUAUCAGCGCAAGAGCUGGUGUGCCUCUUUACAUUUUCAAGAAUCUACGAAUAUGCCAGGAUUGUCAUUCUGCCAUAAAGAUUGUGUCCGUUAUAUAUAACCGGGAGAUUGUAAUCAGAGAUCGCAAUCGUUUUCACACUUUCAAGCUUGGUUCGUGUUCUUGUUCUGAUUAUUGGUGACUUCCACUACAUUAUGCUGUGAAUGCGAAUUAAUUGGGUCGAAACAAUGAAACCUUCAAUUUAAAUCAAAAUGAGCCCCA
Messenger RNA from Ilex paraguariensis (yerba mate), 1979 nucleotides. Lineage: Eukaryota; Viridiplantae; Streptophyta; Magnoliopsida; Aquifoliales; Aquifoliaceae. The record is from the annotation of a GenBank genome assembly.